ACCGUCAUGACAUCCCGCCCUCUCUUCUCCAUACAUAACCCCACUCCAAAUCCCGCCACACCGCCCCUGACUGUCCUCUCAUCCCCUCCACUACUAUGUGCACAGACCCGAAGCCCUCCCGCAGGCGCUACUCUCAGCCUCACCACCCCGCCACACAACGCUCCCGUGCCAACUCCCAACUGCCGCCCAUAACCUCAUGUCGCUGCGUCCAGAAAGCUUGGCUAGCCUCCCGCGCCAUCCCUCGUCGCAAAGGCACCUACCUCAUGCCUGGCGCACAGCGCCCUUUGAACGAGGCCAACUUUAAACACGCCAUGACUAUUACACGAGAAUGUGCACUCGACCUGCUCAAAGUCUUGUGGGGCAUACAUCCUUACCGGACAACUCUAAUGUUCUUUCUCAAUAUUCUGCGCGGACUCUCCCCGGCGUUUCGUUGUUAUUCACAGGCUAUGAUUGUCGACGAGCUUCAAUCGUUCAUCACGUCGGACUGUUUCACGUGGUCCCGACUCGUCAGGCUUCUGGUCACAGAAAUUCUGCGCAGAGCAUUCGACGGUUUCCUUGACUCAUUCGCGACAACCAAUGAGAGAAUAGUCCACGACUCCGCCAGGUUCUUUGUCGAAUACCAGCAAGUCGCUCAACGUCUGCGGCUGGACAUACCCACCCUCGCAGAUCCUCACGUUCGCGACUGCCUACAGGAGUCGGACCUAUUCGUGCGCUCAUUCAAUGGUAUGGGCGGCUUUGGUCUUCUCUCCCCAUUCGACUUUGUGCAGAUUUUGGCUCUCGCGUCGGAGCUCGUCUCACACAUCUUUGUGCUUCUCUCGCUCACUGGCGGAACCGCACACCUGGGCGCCCUGCUGUUUUCGCUCUUCUCCGCCGUUCUUCCCAUGAUUCUUGAUCGCUAUGGCCUGGCCACAUCUCAGGCCGACAAUUCCUAUAGCCCACAGGAGGCAAAAACGGCGGAGCGUCAAGAGAAGCUGCGCAGCCUGGCAUAUAGCGACGUACACAGGUCCGAGAUACUGGUCUUUGGCCUGGGACCGUGGAUUCUCUCAUCUUGGUCUGCAGCCCGGCGGGCGAUGCUUACCGACGAGCGGUACUCUCUCACCAAGUCCAACCUUCCGGACAUGCUCAAGGAGAUGAACGUUUCUGACUUGCUGUUUGCGCUCCAAAACAUUCCACUUCUGUUGAUGUUCCAGUCAUCGUCUGUCUCUCUGGGCUCUCUUGCCCUUUAUCGGAGCUCCGUGCAAUCGGUGGUUUUCACGGUUGGAAACCUGCUCACCACCAUUCGCAUGGCUUUUCAGGGAGUUUUUCUGAUGGGCGCAUUUUGCGCUGCCAUGAAUAUUCAGCCCCGACUGGAUCCGCCAGACGAGGACGCUUUGAAAUAUCCGACCAAUAGCGGCGGGAUGAAACUGGAAGCCAGGCAUUUAUCGUAUACUUACCCCGGAAGCAAGGAUGCUUCGCUCAAGGACAUUAACUUUACGCUAAAUGCCGGCGAGAGCCUCGCGAUCGUGGGCUACAAUGGUUCAGGGAAAUCCACGCUUGCAAAAGUGCUCUUGCGGACCAUCGACUUUGACACCGGCGAACUCCUGGUGAACGGGGUGGACAUACGGCGUCUGCCGCCGCGCGACUACCAUAGACGCAUUUCCACCGUCUUUCAAGGUUUUUCGAAAUUCAAUUCGACUGUCAAGGAGAAUGUGGGGCUGGGGUACGUGCAGAAGCUGAGUUCACACGCCGCGAUCGAGCGCGCUAUCCGCCUGGGCGGCGCAGACUCGUUCGUAGGCUCGUUGCCCAGCGGCAUCAAGACCAAGCUCGACGCGACGGGGUUCGACUAUCCAUCGUGCGCGGGCAUGAACGCUAUGGUCCCCAGCGGAUUCUCUUCCGCUUCGUCCAACAAGAUUCCCCACGGCCUUUCGGGUGGCGAGUGGCAAAGAAUAGCGGUCUCACGUGCGUUUAUGCGUGCGGAGCGUCCAGAGGUCGAUCUGCUUCUUUUUGAUGAGCCGACAUCUUCCCUCGACAGCCACGCACAGAACAAGGUGUUUGACACCAUCGAUGACGUCUCGCGCUCGUCCGCUGGCAAGCGCACUAAAACGGUGGUCUUCAUCACCCACCGCCUGUCCACGGCCAGACGGGCCGACAAGAUCGCGAUGAUGGAGCGCGGUACCAUCACAGAGUUCGGCUCUCACGAGGAGUUGCUCAAACGAGACGGCUCGUAUGCCGCGCUCUACCGGGCGUCGGUCUGACCUAGAUAGGAAGCCUGAAGGCCUGAUCAGCAGCGAACUUUACAUGCAUAUACAUCCCGUCGUAAUUUGUAUUACCUUUAUGCUUAAGCUAGACGCAUAAGGAUCACACAUAGUGUACUGUACUGCCAACACGCCACUCCCCUUGCAUCCCUUUUUUAUUCAAUAAACAUAAUGUGCCUGUCACCAUUGC
This is a messenger RNA of Coniophora puteana RWD-64-598 SS2, 2424 nucleotides long. RefSeq names its product P-loop containing nucleoside triphosphate hydrolase protein. Gene Ontology annotation, molecular function: ATP hydrolysis activity; ATPase-coupled lipid transmembrane transporter activity; ATP binding. Lineage: Eukaryota; Fungi; Basidiomycota; Agaricomycetes; Boletales; Coniophoraceae. The record is from RefSeq and is a predicted model, not a curated record. Gene Ontology annotation, biological process: transmembrane transport. Bases 96 to 2234 code for a protein of 712 amino acids. The transcript is spliced from 9 exons.